ACCCCCCAAAGCCUAGACAGAAAAGCCUAUAUAAGAUGCAAUGUCUGUAAGAAUCUUAAGUCUGUGGUUGUUGUCACGAGGGUAAAGUGCCAUAUUGCAAUGAUAAGAAAGAUUUCUCCACACCCUAAGAUAAAGAAUUUGAUUCACUGUCCAAUAUAAAAGACAAUCGGUCGUCGCAGAGAAAAAUAUGGCGGUUAUGCCGCCUGUCAAUGUGGCAGGCCACUGACAAUAAUAUGAGAAUCGGGUAUCGCUGUACGCCCACACGUCUAUCGAAUGCCGAUAAUAGCAUAACGAAUUUCUGAUUUAAGUCUGCACGUGCCGUACCGAGCAACGAUGAGUAUUUUGAAGAAGAGAUUAAACGAGUUCGAAGAUGUACUAAACGCUGAAGAAAUAGAUCUCGUUAGUAUCAAACGAUUAUGCUUUCACGGUAUACCGGAUGAAGGGGGCCUCAGACCGCUAUGUUGGAAAAUUUUGUUGAAUUAUUUACCUCCGACUAGAGCAAGUUGGUCGGAAACCCUUACUCGCAAGAGAAUACUUUAUAAAACAUUUAUUGAAGAUCUGAUCGUCACUCCGGGUGAAGCGAAUGCCGAUGGCGAAAGGGUAGAUGUCACACUUCACGAUCAUCCCUUAAACUUAAAUCCUGAUAGCAAGUGGCAAACUUAUUUUAAGGAUAACGAAGUUCUUUUACAAAUCGAUAAGGAUGUUAGGAGACUCUGCCCAGAUAUUUCGUUCUUUCAACAAGGUACCGAUUAUCCUUGUAAAGAAAUUGUAAAUGCCAGUGGACAGAAACGUUUACAUCAUAGAGUACAACAUACAGUUUUAAGAAGCGCGAAUGUGGAGAGGAAAGGACUCGGUGUUACUAAGCAGAUAGCUGUUUCCAUUAGAAAAGCUGCAGAAGAUUAUGCACCGCUUGCAGAGGGUGGUGAAGCGCACUGGGAGGUUUUAGAGAGAAUACUUUUCUUAUAUGCCAAACUGAAUCCAGGCCAAGGCUAUGUGCAAGGAAUGAACGAAAUUGUUGGUCCUAUCUACCAUGCCUUUGCUUGCGAUCCUGACCAAAAAUGGAGAGAGCACGCAGAAGCAGACACCUUUUUUUGUUUCACCAAUUUAAUGGCUGAAAUUCGAGACUUUUUUAUAAAGUCUUUGGAUGAAGCAGAGUUCGGUAUAAACUCAAUGAUGAGCAAACUUACUACACAAGUGAAAGCUAAUGAUCCCGAAGUUUGGAUGCGUUUACGACAACAAGAAUUGUGUCCACAAUAUUACAGUUUCAGAUGGCUGACGCUUCUCCUGUCUCAAGAGUUUCCGUUACCCGAUGUCAUGAGAAUUUGGGACUCUCUAUUUGCUGACGAAAACCGAUUCAGCUUUCUAAUACAUAUUUGUUGUGCCAUGAUCUUGUUACUAAGGGACCAACUACUUGCUGGUGACUUUGCUACAAAUGUUAAACUUUUACAAAACUUUCCUUCGAUGGAUAUUCAAAUAGUGCUUUCCAAGGCUGCUGCAUUAGCAGGGAAGUGUUUAAAUUCGCCAUAACAUACGAUUACGUAUAACUCUGUGUAGAGCUAAAGUCGUAAACCAAUGGAGAGUUUGAACUAUUCAAAGGUAUACGCGUUCCAUGCUGUUUUUCUCUUUAUUUCCCCCUUCUUUUGCAUUGUUAAUUUUUAUUUUAUAUCGAAAGUGUUACAAAUAUGUUUAAAGAAAUUUUAAUUGUGUUAAAUAUAAAUCCGAAAAAUGUAGGGAGGAAAUAAACUAAAAAUAUUAAUUUCAUUUCAGUAGAUUUUAUAUUAAAUCGCGCAAUAAUCUGUUUUAUAUUGUUUUGUUAUAAAGACAAUAGUUCAGGCACUACGUUAAACGAUGUUUGCCUUAGAACAUCUUAAAAGUAUUUAUACAGAGCAGAACAUUCUGCCAUGAAUAUCAAAUUAACAACUAUACCGCCUGCUUCACACUUGCAAGCAGAGAAACUGUUUGUUGAUAUAAAACAGACGUGAUUGUUAUACACAAUUCCCUAAAGUAAUAAAAAGUAAUAGCGAAAUUGUGUAUGAGAAUCUUUGAUAUGAAAAAUGUUUUUAAGUAAUUUUUAUACUCUCAAAAGAUAAAAAUCUUUGCGUUCGUAUAGGAUGGUUAAGGUGUAAAUGUAGCUCUCUGUUUCCUCGUGAGCUGAUGAGAUUAAGAGAAGUUCUUAACACUGCACGAGCAAAAAUAAGUUUAGAUUUGUAAGUGUUAUAAAUAUACCUUAUUGAGAAACAUUUCUUUUUAAAUGCCAGAGAAAAUAGGCUUAGCGUAAGAUAAAUGAUUUAAUAUUUUAAAAAUGAUAUCAUCGAUGCAUGAUUUUUGUAUAUCAUUUUUCUGUCAAUUUGAUCUGAUAAAUUUCUUGUAUUAUUGAAGAUAGUGUUGAUCUUAUUAAUAAGAUUUUGGGGUGUUUCUCAAAAAGGUUAAACAGGGGUGGAAGAAUUGCGCUGUGAAAGAAAACAUCAGCCAUAAGAUAAAUGUAAAUCGUGUUACCUUUAAGAGAAAUGGGAGAAAAGAUGUUUGUAUACCCCAAAAGGAUUUAUUCGUGAAGUUAAAAUUCAACAAAUGAGAUAAAAGAAACAAAACAAAAAUAUUUCCAAAACAUUUGAAAUUACUGGCUGACUCGGUAUACAUUUUGUAUCAAUUAAACAGUAAUACAUUAUUAUUGUUUGUACGCGCAAUAAUUACAUAAUCUGUUUAAGUAAAAUAUUA
Megalopta genalis is the source of this 2715-nucleotide messenger RNA. Its product is annotated as TBC1 domain family member 13. NCBI's taxonomy places the organism in Eukaryota, Metazoa, Arthropoda, Insecta, Hymenoptera, Halictidae. Gene Ontology annotation, biological process: intracellular protein transport; activation of GTPase activity. The record is from RefSeq and is a predicted model, not a curated record. Gene Ontology annotation, molecular function: GTPase activator activity.